Messenger RNA from Oryzias latipes (Japanese medaka), 9728 nucleotides. Lineage: Eukaryota; Metazoa; Chordata; Actinopteri; Beloniformes; Adrianichthyidae. The record is from RefSeq and is a predicted model, not a curated record.
AAUAGAAUAAGUCUUCCAGAUGCCAAGAAACUCAACCUUUGUGCACGAUGAGAAACACAGAAGAAGAAGAAAAGCCAGUUGUGGAGCUCAACAGUCGGUGGGUUUCACUCUCCAACCCCCACAGAACCGUUUUGACCAAUCAGAACUCCUCAGAAAUUGGAGCCACAGAUUCUAAUUUAAAGUCUGUGGGGGUUUUCUGGACUCUAAGUGAUCAGCGAACGUUGACUUUGAUUGAUCAUUAAAAAAACGGACAGAACAGUUUGGUGCAAGAACUUGAACCAGCAACUCUUUAGGCAGUUGUUUGUCCCAAACUCUUAUUUUGAAAUGUAACUGCAUAUUCACUUCCUGUUCCUUUAGAACAUGGCUGGUGAUGCUGAAUCUCUCUGUCUUUUUUUUCUUUUUCUGAUCUAUAUUUACUGCUAUUAAGAAUGAUGCCAAGCCGCUUUCUUACAGUUUCUGCAACAAUGACGAUAAAGCAUCUUUUUUUAAAAAACAGCAACAAAUAUGGAGCUGAAGCAAAAAUUCAGCCCUGUGACUUUAUGUAAAAGAGCGGCAGGUGUGUGACGCAGCUCCUUCGUUUCUUUUGGGCAGAACUGAAGCCGGAUUUUCCCCAAACCAGAAAGUGAAGGAACCCAUAGGAUGAACUGGAGUGAGUCUGCGUGACGUCAUCCAUAAAAAAAUGCUUUGCUUUUAGCUCCAACCAAAUUUAGUCAACUUAGAUGCCAUUUUUAAAAAAAUACGGACUCUGUCAUGUUGGAAGCAGUGAUCAGUAAGCAGUGAUUGUCCCAAGUUGGUCUGAGUCAACGUUUCUAUGGUAACCACUCUCGCCAAUCAGAGGAAGCUAGUUAGAAGGCCACACCCCUACCACUUGAAAAGCUACACCAAAUCUGUCAAUCAAACAUAGAACGCUGAAUGUGGGGCCAAGCAGGCUCCUCCUACUUUCAUUAAGGCAUCUGAUUGGUCGGUUUAUGGCUGGUUUAUGGCUUGAAAGACUUGAAAACACAUUUAAAAAAAUGAGGAUUGAUGUUAAAAAAAGGUAUCAGAUCCAGAACGGUUCUUCUGACCAAUAGAAAUGAAACGAAAACUGAUGAUUUUGUUUAACAAGCAACCUGACCGAUGCUUUUGUUUGAAAUGGGCUUCAAACAGGAAGUUAAGUGAUUGAUUUCAAAGGUAAAACCCCAAAAACUUUGAGAAGUUUUCCUGCCUUUGUUUCAACAGUCCUGGUGAGCAUUUUUAGCUGCGUUUUAAGUUAUAUGCAGGUUUUGCUUAUAUUUAAGGUUUUUUUUUAAAUAAAGGUGUAAAUUUUGAGAAGGAUGAAACAGUAAACGUCUGCAGAGACUGUUCUGUCAGCUUCACACCAGUGCACAUCUGGAUGCACAUCCCGCUAAUGUGGGCAGAGCUGCAGCACCUUGAAGUCUCUGCAGCAAAGUUCCAAGCUGGGAGCGGCGCUUGUGAGUUUGUGUGUGCAUGUGUGCGCAUGUGUGUGCACGUGUGUGCAUGUGUGUGCACGUGUGUGCACGUGUGUGCAUGUGUAUGCAGUCUGACGAUGGUGGUGGUGGUGGAGAUGCCUGUUGCCAUGGACACCAAAACAAGGACUAUUGCCUGCAUCGCUGUCUUUUUCUUCCUCUCACGUUUUCUCUGUCCUGGACAGACUUGUGAACACAAGUUUUUUUUUCGGGGGGGGGGUUGCUCGCUUGCAAACACGACAGCGGCGCUCCAACUCAGCGAGCACAUUUCCCUGACGUGGUGAAAACCUCGAAACAAAAACUCAGGAAAGAGGUCGGGAUUAACAUCCUUCACAUUUCUGUUCUUGCAUUUGUCGGUGAGCUGGAGGAGAGGAUCCACUCUGCUGUUGAGGGUUAAUCCAUCCAGCCAGAGGGGAGGUUCUUGAUGGGAAAUGCAGCAGAGCUUAGCCUAACACCAUCUCUGAGAGCGACCGCAUCAUCCCGUGGAGCCGCACACAACAGAUGUAACACUCUCAUCACCUUUCAGCAGAAGUGAGCGUCCCCAUCCACAUGGAGGAGGGAGUCACGGGGUGAAUUAAGGGAGGAGAGUGGAGGAGGGAGGGAGACGAGCAUCGCACGGCGCCGUCAGACGGGCUGGGAGCAACAGAUGAGCGGGACACGCGGGGACAAGUUGGAGGAACAUCUCGGGAAGUCUGCAGUUUCUCCUUCUCUUCUCUGGCUUCUCGUUCCAAAGUUGAGGUUCCGUCCCGGUUUCUCCUCGAUCCUCAUGACACAGCAAAACAGAGGCCGAGUGGCGAUGAAGACAUCGCUGCCCUCGUCCGUCACCUCUGUACACCAACUCGCAGGUUCAUCUUCACAGAAACGCGACGAUCCACAUGGAUUUCUGGAUGUGAGUGAGGACUCGUCCUGGACACCAGCAGCCAGUGAAGAUCUGUGUUUAUGAGAGGCUGUUUCCGUUUAGCAUGACGUGAAGCUUUCAGCGGCUUACAGAAGUCUGCCAACAGGUCAGAGGUCAGAGAGAGCUGCUGGUCCUGGUGCAGUUGCUCAGGAUGAGUCUUUUGUGGCUUCUUCUUCUACUCACAGCCUCCAUAAAUGCACAGCUAACCUCAGACUUUGAGACAGUCAACGCCACCGAAGCUUCAAGGAAUGUUACGAGAAGUUCCGAGCUCUCCACCGAUCCAAACGGUUCUUCCUUUCCCACAAUCCCCUCUGAGCCUGCAGGGACUCCUACUGAAGCUCCCACGGAGGAGGACGACUGGUCAGCUGCAGAGACCUUUCUUUACACCGGAGACCCUUCUAUCCUGAAGGUGGCUCGUUGUUCCCGGUCGUACAGCGCGCCGGGACAGGCCGGACCUCUCCCCGCCAACUUCCUCGCCCCCCUGCAGGCCGCGCUGGAUGCGUUAGCCAACACCGCCAACUUCCUCAACAUGAUCUUCCAGGCCAGCGACCUCCGGGAGAGCACAGUCCAGGAGGACAUGGAGUGGUACCAUGCUCUGGUCCGCGCCCUCCUCGAGGCCGACGUGCUCAUUCAGCAGUCUCUGCUGACCUUUGACCCUGACCCAACAGCACUGGCCCCUCAACUGGUGCUCCGCGCCUCUCGCAACUCCACUGCCAAAGUGCAGAACAUCGUUCUCCAGGAUUUGUCCAAAGCUUGGGAGAGCCUCCAUCCUCCGGCUCCAGCCCCGGACGACGGCUGGUUCAGAGAGCUGAAAUUCUCCGAGUCCAACCAGCCGAGGGCGACUCUCUCCAAGCGGGUCCUUCUCAACGACCUCAACACCCUGGACACGCCAAAAUGGGGACAAGGUGACAGCUAUGUGACCAACUGCAGCGGGGUGCGCUGGGCCAACUCCCCCUUCCUAGACUGCAAGGACGGACGCUUUGUCCCCGGCUGGGUGCUGACCCUCUCCACCUCCUUCUACGGCCUCAAACCAGAUCUGACUCCAGAAUUCAGAGGAGUGAUCCGCGUGGAUGUCAACAUCCAGGACAUCGACCUAAACCAGUGUGCAACAGGGAACCGAUGGUUUGCAGACACGCACCAGUGCAACCGCACCAGCAUGGAGUGUGUGCCGGUUCCAGGCCGCGGCUUUCGGCUGGGUCAGUACUGCUGCCGCUGCAGGGAGGGAUACUACGACCCGGAAGUUUCCCCUGACGGCUCAGAUGGCGGCCCCGGGACCGGCAGGGACAGCAGCGGUAAGUGUUACCCGAACAUGCCCAUCUGUCUCCCCUGUUGGCCGGGAUGCAGGAGCUGCCAGGACAGCACCCCCUGCUGGGUGCAGGAGGACUGGCCCCUCAGGGCCGGCGUUCUGGCCAUCCAGGGGCUCUUCAUGCUGCUCGUCUUCGUCAGCAUGCUGGUGGCCUACCAGCAUCGGCGGGACCGGAGGAUCCGAGCGUCCGGCCUCCUGCUGCUGGAGACCAUCCUGUUCGGAUCUCUGCUCCUCUACUUCCCGGUCUUCAUCCUGUUCUUCAAGCCCAGCAACUUCAGGUGUAUUCUGCUGCGCUGGGUCCGAAUGCUCGGAUUCUCCAUCGUUUACGGCACCAUCACGCUGAAAAUGUACAGGGUGUUGAAGGUGUUUCUCUCACGCACUGCCCAGCGAGUGCCCUACAUGUCCAGCCUCCACCUGCUGAGGAUUCUGGGAGUCAUGCUGAUGACAGUCAGCUGGUUUCUGUGUGCAUGGACUGUGGGCGUCCUGCAGAACCAGGACAGGAACAUUCCAGUGUUUGUCACAGCCACCACAGCAGACGGGCAGGGCUUCAACCUGUGUUACCUGGACCGCUGGGACUACAUGAUGGCUGUGGCUGAACUCUUGUUCCUGUGCUGGGGUAGCUCCCUUUGGACCGCCGUCAGGCCAGUCCCCUCUGCCUUCCAUGAGCCUCGCUACAUGGGAAUUGCUAUUCACAAUGAGCUGCUCUUUUCCUCCAUAUUCCACUUGUUCCGAUUCACCUUUACAUCUCUUCAUCCCGACUGGAUGUUGCUGCUCUCUUUUACGCACACUCAUGUCACCAUCACUGUGACACUGGCCUUGCUAUUAGGUCCAAAGGUAAACAUACAAACUUGUGGUUCAAAAAAUAAACACUACCUUUUUUCACAUGCUUUCUGUGAUCCCCAGUUCCUCUACACGUCUAAGCCAGUGAGAGACGAGAUCGCAGCUGAGGUGUAUGAAGAUGAAGUGGAUCUACGACGCUCUGGUUCGUACCUCAACAACAGUUUUCGCUCUGCCUGGAGUGAACACAAUGUGGACCCAGAAGACUUCCGGGAAGAACUGAAGAAGUUGUAUUCCCAGUUAGAAGUCCACAAGACAAAAAAGAUGAGUGCAAAUAACCCUCAUUUGCCAAAGAAGCGCAGCUCUCGGUGUGCCCUGGGGAGAUCCCUCAUCAAACGCAUUGCUGAGAUCCCAGAAACGGUGAGCCGGCAGUGCAGUCGUGAAGAUAGAGAUGGAUCAUUCCAGAGCAGAGCUGGAUCUUUCAGGAGUAGAGCUGGAUCUUUUCUCAGCAGGGGUGGGAAUCCCUCCGACUCUUUUAUGAUUACCCCUGAAACUAUUAGCAUCAGUUACAGAAGUUCAAUAAAGUCGCCAUCACCAUCCAUACGCAAGUCCCAAAGUGAUCAUUACCACACCCGAGACUCAACACAGCGUGAAUCCAUGCUGAGGACCAAUUCAGUCAAAAGAUCCUCCCAGCGAUCUGAGACAGACUCGUUGGACAUCACACCUGGGGUCUGCAAGUCAGCCAGUGCCCUGAAUUUGACAAUUGACACAAAUCUCCUGCAUCCUGAUCACAACAGGCUUCAUAAGUCCUGGAGCCUGUGCUCCUCUACCACCAAUUCGAUAGAGAAUGUAUCAAAGAUCUCCAGGUCCAGCACAAUGCGGUCAAGGCAAAGCAUCAGCGACCAGACGAGGAGCGCCCUUCAGUCGGAGUCGUUUGACAAGGCUGAGAUUUGUCCUUGGGAGUUGGAGACAGAACAAUCAGGGGAAAAGAGUCAUAAGCACGUCACAUAUGCAAAGUCUGAGGAAGGUGAUGAAAAGGGCCCCUCAUCCCCACAAGCGCUCGUGUGCCCAUGGGACCAUUUGCCCCCAGUGGAAAACACUCCAUCAGUGGAAAAGGUACAGCAAAAUGACAACUUCCCCCUGAAAAUACCAGUUACUGUAUCUGCAAGUGUACCCGGGUCCCCAAGACCUAAGGCAGCAAAAGAUCAACGUGCGUUCUCCUUCCGGGCAACCACAAAUAAGUGGCUUUCUGUGAAGUCCUUUAUGACCUCCAUAGAUGGAAGCAGGUCUGCCACUGAGGGAAACCAUAGUCGAGAGGGCUCUCAAAAAAGCCAUGAAAGCACUUCCACAACAUCAUGGUCUGGAACAUCCAGUAGACGACCAAGCUUGGACAGAAGGUCACUGCAGCACAUGGGCAUGUCUACAACCGAUGGAAAACCCUGCCUCGUGAAGCAAAAUGCUGUCCGAAUGUCUUCUGCUGAUUCUUCCGAACGAAGUCCACGCAGGCUUGUGAUUGUCAAAUCUGUUGUCUAUCCCAGGGAUGCUGAUGAUUUACAAAAAGAAGGAAACUAUGAGAAUGUAAUAUUAUCAAGGCAAAGCAGCAGACGCAGUAGUAUAACCUCCUGGGAAACAGCCAGCAGCUCUAGAACUCCUUCAACACGAAGGAGAAGUAGUCGAAUCAGACCGGUUUAUAAUGUUUCCCACACAGAUGUUUGUCCAUGGGAGGGUUCCACCCAAGAAAAAGAAGGACCCAAGAAACAACAAAGCAUCAAACCAGAUGUUUCUCACCAAUUAAUGCCAUCAGAACAAUCAAGCGUAUGUCCGUGGGAAUCACCAGACCAAGGAAACCUGAAACAGGAAAGUGGUAAGACUGAAGUUUGUCCGUGGGAAUCAAAGGAUAUUCCUGGCUCUUCUCAAAUCACUCGUUCCAAAGAUUCACAGACUCAAUCUUUGAAACGAGUGGCUGAUGUUUGUCCAUGGGAGGUGGCAGAAACUCCCCAGAUUUCAAUAAGACAGGAUAGUGACCAUGGAAAUGUUUGUCCUUGGGAUGUUCAAGACAAAUCAGAAGCUGUAUAUGAAAACGUAAAUCUCUUAGAAAAUAAAGGGACCCUGACUGUACCUCUUCGGCGAGAAGUGAUGAAAUCUGCCAUCUACCCCGGUGCGCCCAAAGAUUGUGUAGACAAUAACCAACAACCAUCAACCCUGAAUCAGAGUGAGCCAAAGACAGACAAAAGUUGUCCAUGGGAUUUCCCUGAUCCACCUAAAAUUAUUGAAGAUAUAUGUCCAUGGGAAAGUGGGGACAAAGAGUCUAUAACUGAAGACUCAGUUUCACGAUCAACCAAUAAUUUAGACAUUUGUCCAUGGGAAACUGGAAAUCAAGACAAACCAAGUAACUCUGGCAAAGUUAUUUCUAUGCAAAGUAAAGGACCAGAAAGUUCAAAAGUAAAUGUGUGUCCCUGGGAAACUGAGAUCACAGGAAGAACUGCAGCUACAAAGCAAGACUCACGCAAAGUGAAAAAAAUUCCAGAGGUUUGUCCAUGGGAGGCUGUGGGACCAGAAUCUGACAGACAAGAUACUCCCAAAUCCUCAAAAAGUAAUGCAGGAAACGACACAGCUCGGACAAACGUUUGUCCGUGGGAGACAGACGAACAGGGUGUGGCCAAAACAGGAAAAUUAAACCCAGACAACCCAAGUCAAGAGGUUUCCCAAUCAAAAACCAACACAGCAAAGGGAAUAAAAAAGCUAGACAGUGCUCAGGCAAAUGUUUGUCCUUGGGAGACAGAAGAACCAAGAAUCCUUAAAAAGCAAGACAGCACUCUGGCAGAUGUUUGUCCUUGGGAGAAGGAAGAACCAAGAAUCCUUAAAAAGCAAGACAGUAGUCGGGCAGAUGUUUGUCCUUGGGAUUCAGAGGAACCAAGAAUCCUUAAAAAGCAGGACAGCACUCUGGCAGAUGUGUGUCCUUGGGAGAAGGAAGAACCAAGAAUACUUAAAAAGCAAGACAGUAGCCGGGCAGAUGUUUGUCCUUGGGAUUCAGAGGAACCAAGAAUCCUUAAAAAGCAAGACAGCGCUCAGGCAGAUGUGUGUCCUUGGGAGACAGAAGAACCAAGAAUCCUUAAAAAGCAAGACAGCGGUCGGGCAGAUGUUUGUCGUUGGGAGAGCAAAAAGCCACCAGUUCUACAAAAACAAGACAGUGCUCGAGCAAACGUUUGUCCCUGGGAAAAUGAAGACGACACUAAAGUAGUGACAAAGCAAGAUAGCCUCAAUGCAGACGCAGGCCCAUUGGAGAACAAAGAGAUGGAAUGUUCAGGGAAGAAUGAAAGCAAUGGGACAGACGGUUUACACGUUCCCAGCAGUGUCAACGAUAAAGUUCUGGAGGACCAGCAGGUGCUGAAUGAAGAUGAGACUCCAGGAUACAUGAGCCCUGAACAGACAGAUGAGACUAAAGCAAAUAUGGCCCUGGGUCGGCGUGACGCUUUGUGCCCAUGGGAGAUUGGGUCAUUCACAGACAAUACCUCUGAUGUCUUCACCUGGGAACCUGAGAACAUCCCAGAGGAAGAUGAGGAAGAUGAUGCAGAAUGUGCUGCUGAGGCUCUGGUGUUUCCACCUGAUUUGUGAUCCAAGCUCAGGUCAGAGUUCACUGUUGUUGGGUAAAUUUAAGAGUGUGACCUUUAGACACCUUUUCAGGUGGUACCUAGUUUCCAAACACAGGAACGAAGGCUGCUCAACAGAACAUUGUCGCUUUUGUUGGCAAAAAACACAAAAACACUUGAGACAAAAAUAAAAGACUGAUGACGCAGUUACAUCUGUAAUUGGGCCUGGGCCAAUCCAAAUCCAGAACCAGAACUCUGUCACCAGGCUGUUACAGAGUCUUGAUGAGCUCUGAAGUUUGGGAUGUGCAAAGAAAUCGUUUCUACUGAAGAAUAUAUAGCUUAGAUAAAACCCCUGGUUGGUCUAACAAUAAGAAAUAUUCAGCAAUUGUUAAAAUCUACGUCCACAACAUAAAGCCUCCUUUGCUACCCGCUUUUUUCUACCAUUUAAGCUUCAAGUGGAAUUGCUUUUUUUCAUUUUGUUUGUUUAUUAAGUGACAAGAUUUGUAUUUGUUUGUAUUGUUUGCCAAUUUUUAAGUAAAAUCGCCAGCUAUUAAGAUGUUAAAAUAAAAAGAUCCUAAAUAAUUAACUGUGCAUAUGAAAUUAUGUCAAAAAGUUGUUUUAUUAAUACAUAUUAAAUUUAUUCACAUUAGAUCCCAGUGUCUAAGUUUAAAAUACAAAACUUUUCGAUGGUUUUGAAAAAAAAAAAAAAAGUAAUCUUAGCAAAACAACACAAUAAAACAGAACUUUUCUAUCCUUAAAACACUAAAUUUUCACUAAAGUUUGGAGUCACUCGGAAAAAGCAAACAUUUUUAGAUAAAUGUUUAGGCAUAAGAAUAUUACUUUUUGGCACUGCAUGGGUUCUGUACAAUCCAUAAUUAUUUUUUAAGCUAAUGAUUUAAAAGACUUUUUGGAAGUUUGUGGAUAUUUGGCUAUGGAUGAGAACCAACUGUUUUCAAGGAAUUAUUUGGAUAAAUGGACAAAAAGAAGGAAACUGGACUCCCCUUUGUUUGUUUCCAUAAAGCUGUGGGUUUCUAGCUUUCAGCUUCGUUUCUGUGGAUGAACAGCAGGCAGAUGGACAGGGACAUUAUGAACACACUAAAAUCAAUGCUAUGGAUGUUCUGUUACUGCAAACUUACUCGUGUUAAGUGUGGCUGAGAUUCUACUUUUACAACUGAUUGGGUUGAAUUUUUGGAUCUUUAAUAACAUGUUGAUGUUUGUGUGUUUCCUGAGGUCAGACUGUCCUGCAUGUCUUCUCUCCAAUCAGGAUUUCUCUGCAAAGGUUGGAGAUGAGCAGUUGUGCUUGAGAAGCGUCCCAUUCAUGCAGGACAGGGUGACCUCAGGACCAGGGCUGGAAAACACCUUUAGGUAGAAAACAAUUUUCCCCAUAGAAGAAAGAACCAUUUUUGGAACAUUUGUUCUGAAAACAUGUUUUUUGUUAGUCCCUUUGUUAUUUUCAAGUCAAUAGGAAUGAGUUUACAUGAGCUCACAAGGUUUUCUUUGAAAAAUCUGAAUGUUUCAUUUUUAAUAACUGUUUUAUUGAGUUGAACCAUCACAAUUAAAGUUAUCGUCUGAGCCAGCUGGUCAUUAAGCUUGUAUAUUUCGUCAUCAGCGGGGCUGUUCAGAGUUGUCAAAUUGAUUAUUUUGUAGCGCGACCCUUAAAAUGCAGUGACAUGCUGGUGACAACAAAUACA